Molecule: messenger RNA, 4042 nt
Organism: Antechinus flavipes (yellow-footed antechinus)
Lineage: Eukaryota; Metazoa; Chordata; Mammalia; Dasyuromorphia; Dasyuridae
Gene: PTPN20
Product: protein tyrosine phosphatase non-receptor type 20
Exons: 14
Coding region: 240-1994 (584 amino acids)
Biological process (GO): protein dephosphorylation
Molecular function (GO): protein tyrosine phosphatase activity; protein binding
Source: RefSeq, a predicted model, not a curated record
UGGGGUAGAGGAGCUAAGCACUGUGGGUGGACCAAGCCCUCCUGUCAACUCUGGCAGAAGAGUGGGGGUCAUUCAGUCGGAGAGCAUUGGAACUUCAUUAGUCUGGACCACUAGACAUGGCUCUGCUGAGAGACGUAGGACUAGAGCUGUAGGAUACUGGGAAAGGACUUUAACCAAUAGAGGGACAUAAUACAGACCAUCUUUUCCAGAUUGAACCUUAGCCAAAGGGAGGCAGGGCAAUGGACUUCUCUGUAACAGCUACACCAGCCAGCCGCAGAGGGGUACGUUGCAGAUCCUUGGAUGAACUGAGUCUUUACCGAGAAUUAGUUGGCUACCCAGUGAUCCCUCGGGGACAAUAUAUAGCAGAAGACUUGAGGAAACAAAAUUAUGCCCUGCCAUCUAGCACAGUGUAUUCACCACCCACUGAGGGUCAUCUCAUUGAAGUUGAUUUGGAAAAAAGAGGGACAGGGAGCUUGGGGUUUGCCCUAACAGGUGGCAGAAAUGGCCACUCAUUUCUGAUCAAAGCAAUUUCCCCUGGUAGCAUUGCUGACCUUGAUGGAAGACUUCGGACUGGUGACAUUUUACUGAAGGUGAAUGACAAAUCAGUAUUGGGUCAAACACACAGGGCAGUUAUUGACCUCAUCCGUCAGACUCAGGGAACUGUCAGGCUGACUGUCUCUCGAAGCACUGAAGUGAAUUCAUCUCAUUCAAGCCAUGGAUACAACACGAUGUUUUCACGCAGGAAAGAUGCAACGUUGCCCGGAAAAGCUCUUGCAGUAGGUGCCACUGUUUCCAGAGGCCGGAAAGCCUGGGAAGCUCUGCCUUCUCCAAGUCAAGACAAGACAGCCAGCCCAAUGGGCAAUCAGGUCUUUAAAACUAAAGUUAACUCACGGAAGGUGGAAUUGUGUCUACAGAGUUUCUCACUUAGGAAAGAUUAUGAGGAUCUUCUUGAACAAAGUACCCCUAGGACUGGUUCUAGUGUUUGGAGGAACUCAGCAAGCUAUAGCUCUGAGGCCUGGAACAAUGAAGAUGGGCCGUGUGCUGGAUCAUCCCAUGAUCCAGGUUUGAAUAUUGUUUCUGAGGAAGAACUAACGGAAGUAUCUGAGAUUAGGCCAGUUCUACAGAGUUGUCACUUGAUGGCGACCCUCAAACAUCUGAUUGAAGCCAUUGAAAAGCAGAUAGAAGGAAAUGAACCGUUCAUGGAAUUUUUGGCUCUAGAACACAUACAGCCACUUGAUGCCUGCAUCUUGGGAAAUGCUCCACAAAACAGAGAUAAAAACAGAUACCGAGAUAUUGUUCCAUAUGAUGGUACACGAGUUCCACUUGGAGAAAGGCAGGGUUAUAUCAAUGCAAGCUUUAUCCGAAUAUUGAAUUCAGGAGAAGAAUACUUUUACAUAGCAACCCAAGGACCUCUUCCAGAAACCACAGAAGACUUUUGGCAAAUGGUUUGGGAAAAUAAGUCUAACGUCAUUGCCAUGAUGACCAAAGAAAUAGAGGAUGGAUUCAUCAAAUGCCAUCGUUAUUGGCCCAUUUCUCUGAAUAAUCCUUUGGAGCUUCAAGACUAUGUUAUUGCCUUGGAGAAUUGCCAGAUACUGGAAGCUUUUACAAUUAGAGUAUUUAAAAUGGUUAAAAAGACAGGAUCUGUUCACUUUGUGCAUCAGAUACAAUUCAUUAACUGGCCAGACCAUGGUAUUCCCACAUCGUUUGAGGCUUUGGUGAGGUAUGUCCGCUACAUGAGAAAGAUCCAUGAGACAGGACCCAUCAUUGCACACUGCAGUGCAGGAAUAGGGAGGACUGGGGUCCUCUUGUGUGUGGAUGUUGUACUCCGUGCCCUAGAAAAAGACUUUCAGUUUAAUAUCAAGAAUAUUGUGACCCAAAUGAGAGAGCAGCGUUUUGGUAUGAUUCAGACCAAGGAGCAGUAUCACUUUUGUUAUGAAAUCGUGGUUUAUGUUCUACGGAAAAUUCUAACCUCUUCAUUCAAUUCUAUCGAAUAAGAGCGGUGGUUCUUGCAUUGCAUCAGAAAGUGACCAAGUGGCUUAGUAUCUGUUUCCUCCUCCAUGGACAUUUGCUAGCCUGUGGACACAAUAACAUAGUUUUGUUAAUAUUCAAAUACCUUGGUAUCUGAAGAUUCUCUGAAGAUAGUAUUAUACAGAUUGAGGAUGAAAUAAUGAUUAUAAAGAAUCAUAUUGCCUCAUAGUGGUUCUUUUCAAUAUUAUCACAAUGCUACCCCUAUCUCAAUGGGACAAUCAUUUCAGAAAGUAACUGUGUAUUGGCUAUUCAGGCAAGAGGAUGACUGGGAACAAUAACGGGUCUUAAACAGUUAGGAUAAUAUUCAGGAAGGGCAGGAAAAAGUCACUGGAUUUCUAGAAUUUUAUCAAACACUUAUUUGGAGGUGGGACAGAGAAUUUAAGGUUACAAAACUGCAGGAUAACAACAAUUAUCCCUUGCAGGUGCUUCAAAAAGAAUCUUGCUUCUACCUUUUGGCUAAAGAGCUGGUAUUUCCAGCUGGUUCUUUGAAUAACCUAGUUUAUGGAAGACCCGAGUAGAAUGGAUUUAAUAUAUGUAAGCAAUAUGGACUCCACUUGUAGUUUUCUUCUGCCUGGGAGCUUGCUCAGAUUUCAUGGGGAAGAUGGUAUCUUUGAGGCAAUUGCAUAUAUGUACAGAACAAGAGGAUGUAGGGAAAAUGCAGGGGAUGGUCAGACUUUUCUUCUUCCACAUGAGUAAAUGAUAGUAAAUAAUCUAAGAUGGAAAUGAGUAUUUCUGUGUAAGAGCCAAGAAAUAACUACUGCCCAACUUGAGUUCUUUCCCAUUUUACCCUAACACUUUACAGUAUUGCUCAGCCGGUUGUGUUGGUAUCAAACAGAAUUUUUAUUUUUGGUUUAUUAUUCCUUGCCCUUUUGCUGACUGAUAACUUUUGAUUUUAAAAUGUCAUUCCACAAUUCUGAAUUAUCCACAAGAUCCUUUAAGCUGUAAAUUUUGUUUUUCUGUCUGGGAUUUGUGAUAUUUUAUUUUUCUUUUUUUCCCCCUCCCCUAAAAAACUUAGAAAUUUCAAUUGGUUUUUCUGAUUUUCAGGAAAAAAGUGAUUUUGGAUUUCUGAAAAGACUUAAAUAAAUUUGUUUUUGAAAGCUCUAACUACUAUUACAUUCAGCUUAGAUAGGAAUUUGUGAAUUGAUUAAAAAAAGUAAUAACAGUGAUAUUAUGUAAGGGAGUUUCUGUACUGUACACUAUCAUCAAUUAAAAGGAGUUGAUAAACUUCUGUACAUUCAAGUGGUAUUGAUUAGUGAUCAAGGUGACUUAUGCAACAUACUGGGGAAAUGCCUGAAGUCACAGUUAUAGAUCCUGGAUUCUUAAAAGAGGCUUAAUUACUUUCUUUAACUGAAUGUAUACUUGAAUUUGCUGAGAGAAAUAGAUGGUUUUUAGAUUCAUCCCUCCUGCCCCACCCCUCACUGAGUAGUAUCUACCAUGUGUGUAUAUAUGUACUUUACAAUUUUAUGUUAAAUUGAUAAUUUUAUUUCUAUUAUUCUAUUAAGCAGUAGUCAGAAGUUUUUGCCCUUAGAUAUUUAGUCACUCUAUUUGAUUGCCCUCUCCAUUUCUCAUAAAAACAACUGUGUUAUAUGUACUGUACAACCUACUUUUGUAUAGGAUUAUUCAAAUGGACUAUGUAUUGUACAAAAGUUUUUUUUUUUUUUUUAUUUAGUUGGGCGCAAGAUUUUUCUUGUGAAGCCAACUUCUGCGAUCGAUUCUGGUGUUCUUUUUGGCAUAUUCAUUCCUUCGUUUCUGUGUACUAUUUUUACAGCUGGACCAAUUUUCAAUUUUCCAGGGAAAUUAAAGUAUCAAAUUUGGAAAUAUCGACUACAUUCAUUUUCAUUUUGCUUUCAGGAAAGGAAUUCUAAAUGCAAAAAGGUUUUACUAAUUGAAAUAUUCUUUAACAAAUGUGACUCAAAUUCUGCCCUAAGUUAACACCUAUGGGAGUAUCUCAUGUCUUCUUUGGAUACACUUGUUUUAGACCUGUAUUUAACUGUAAUUAAAUAUUUUUAAACAA